Molecule: messenger RNA, 7373 nt
Organism: Vitrella brassicaformis
Lineage: Eukaryota; Vitrellaceae
Source: the annotation of a GenBank genome assembly
GAUCAUCAUUGCAGUAGUUGGCCUGUCAAACAGUGACCACAUGAAUCACUUGCGCAUCAUCGCGGGGAAGAGCGCUGCCCAUGACGUACGACAGAUGGGACGCCUCACAUUUUUCGUGUGUCAAUGAAUGGCAUGUGGGAUGGCUGGCUGGACACAUUCAUGCACGGAAAUGAGAGUCACGAAGAUAAAUAAGAGCCUGCACGAAUCUACCCACUGAACAGCCUCUCAUACAUCGGCCGUGGCACCAGCACCCGGCCCUUCAGCAGUGCCCUCGUGUGUGGGGGCAGCUCGGCCGCCAGCAGGCUGUCGAUGGUGCAGAAGUUGGUCACGGCCUCUCGUACAUUCUCGUAGUUGACCAUUCGCCGCCCUUGGGCGUCAAACAGGCUGUCAAAAGACCGGUCCACGAUGGCCGACGGCUCGAUACGCUGUACGAUGGCGGCAGCCGCAUGGUGCAGCAGAGACGCCGCAUCGCUGUAGUCGUUGCCGAAGUCGACUGUUGGGGGCGUCUUGGAGUCACCGAAACGGUUGGUGACCGCCUUGAGCAUUGGCCGCCACUCGAUCGGCGGCAAAUCGUCUCGACCACCGUGUGGGAAGCUCGCCAACUCCUGAUUGAAGGAACCAUCCAUGGAGAGAUGGACAAAUGCAAGGCGUGUUGUGUUGGUGGCGUGAGCGGCUUGCUUGCCUGCACCAAUCUGCGCCAUGCGUUGGGCACGUGUGUGCGGAGGAGAGUGACGACCGACUGGUUGAAGGCCGCGGUGGCGCUGGGGUGGUCGGCCGUGAUGGACGGGGGGCAGGUGCCACACCGAUGCAUGUCGACCAAGUGGCGCUCCCAACUGCACCAUCGAAUGGAUCAAGGGGAGGGACAGGCACUCACUCAUGUGUGCCUGGCGUGGUUAAUCAUAUACGCAGUCAGUUACCAUUUCAGGAGGAGAGCUGUGCCCUCAGUUUCCACCCUCUCAUACACCAAUGGGGCUGCACACACACACACACACACAGAGAGAGAGAGAGAGAUCCACGUUCGUCCUUUUGUGUGCGUGUGUGUGUGUGUGGUUUUCAUCCCACGCACCUUUGUCAGGUUUUGCGGCCAUGCGUUUGACGAGGUCCUGGUAGGCCCUCAACACCUCCUGCUGCGACAGACGGAUCUCAUCCCUGAUUGAUGACACAUCGUACAGACAUCCAUGACACAUAUAGAGGGGGAGUGAGUGAGGGAGGGAGGGAGGGAGGCCUGUGUCACACACACACCUCCAUUCCCGAUCUACAAGCGGGUCUCGCCAGACCACCCCCACACAGCGGGCACCCACACUGACGUCAGCACACCCCAACGACUCCUGCAUAUUCAACACAACACACACAGGGACAUCACACUCAUCCAUCCAUCGCCCCACCCCUCCCCAUUGUCACUCAUUCCUUUACUUACCAGUGCUGUUUUGAUGUGCUGUGCGAUCUGAGCGCUCAGCUGGUUGGUGAAUGCCAGGUCAGGAUCCCCAUGCUCCAUCCACACACGCCCGUACUCGGCCUUGCUCUCGUCGUCCUCCUCGCCCCCAGCGGACAUAUCAGCACUCUCCACCACAUAGAGCACCUCCACAGGCACGCCCCUCUCACCCACGGGCAGGCCAUCCAGGAAGGCCUUCAGCCGCUCUGCCUCUUCCCUCAAGGCGUCCAUGGCCAGUGCCGACAGCUCAGCCGACAUGUCGUCAUAGCCCUGCUCCUGCUGCCUCUCGACGGGAAUGGCCAGGCCUCUGAGUGUCAUCUCUGUCACCGACUCGCCAAUAGCGGAGAAGUAGGGCACCACCACACGAGGGAUGAGCCACAUGAGUGCGCUGAGACCGCCCAGCGCGUCGGCGAGCGGCAUGUGUGGGGUGGCCAUGAAGUCCCUCACAAUGGACCGCCCAGCCCCAUGGCCGUUCUCUCCCUCUGUGUCACCAGGCACCUCCAGCGGCUGCCCUUCCAGGUGGUGCAUGCCCCCCUGAUGCACAGUCGCCACACUCAGCGCCACACACGCCAUCGACGAACCACCAGCAGCAGCGGCAGAAGCAGCCGACUGCGGCAGAUCGAAGCCGACGGUCGACAGGCGCACCUCUGGUGGGCUGGCAGUCGUCGCACAGCGAUAGAUGGCGCAGCUGCGGGCAUCGUUCGCCUCAUCGGCAGUGGUCCGCCUGGCGAGGGGGCUGCACAGCCACUGCUCGAUGGUGGGCCGUACGGUGCGCUUGAGCUCUGUGCGGAAGGCGUGGGCGCUGCGGUCGGUGUUGGGGGCGAGGGGUGUGGGGGCGAUGGCGAGGCCGAGCUUGACAAAGAGGGCGAACGCUCCGCCAUCUCGAUCAAGGUGGAACUGCUCGCGGAUGUAGCCAAUCAAGACGCGCCUCUAAGAGAUGAGACAGAGAGAGCGUGUGUGUGUGUGUGUGCACAAAGUCCGUCUUGCGUCGCGUACGUCAACAGCUGGCCUCCGGUUGAGCAUGGUGUUCAUCUCGCGGCGCAAACGCUUGCUGCGGUCGGCCGUCGGCUCGAGCGACACACGCAUCCCCACCACCGACACACUGUCAUCGAGGCUCUCCCACUCGUCGCGAAUGUGCUGCUCAGACGGCAGCUGCAUGUGUGGGGGCGGGGGCGGGGCUGACGGGACUGGGAGAGGGGGCAGCGGGUGCUGGAGGGGGGGUAGGGGAGGGGGCGGCUCAUGAGCCUCGAUGGGUGUCUGGACCUUCUUCCACACAUAUCGGCGCGGGUUGACGCCGAAGAGCCGCCCUUCGCCCCACAGGUGGGCCUCCUCGCUGAUCUCCAGCACCAUCGGCUCCCUUGCACCCUCACUCUCACCCACAGCACCACCACCAGCACCACUAGGCACCUCUCCCCCUUCCCCUCUCUCUGUUGCCAGAGGAGGCCUCUGCUGCUCGACCGUGGCUGCUGCUGCCGCCGCUGCCGCUUUGGUGCGUUUGGCUGUGCCCCAGAAGCCCAGUCCAUGGCCGGAGUGCAAGCGCUUCCUGAUGUCCUUUCUGACGAUUUUGGGCUCACGGAUGGGCGGUGAGGGAGUGGGGGGCCGCCUGCGUGACGCAGCUGAGGGGGUGGGUGGUGUGAGGGGGAGAAGGGCCGACGGGGGCAUCGAGGCAGCCAACUCGUCCUCACCCUGACAUGCAUGGCACACAGACAGACAGACGGGGGGGAGAGUGAAUGGGUGGAUGGAUGGAUGGAUGUGUUGUGCUUUGUUGUCUUGUGUACCGUCACUUUUGGUGAUGGCGCCCGUCUCUGCUCGACAGCGGCUGCAUAGCGAUCGGGCGUCCCCAUUUUCCCCCCUGUCUCGGCCACGGCGGCAGGCACGUGUCUGCCCCUCUUGCCGCCGUCGUCACUCUCCACCGCCACAUCAUCGCCGUCGCGGGCCCUCUUGCCCUUCAACACACGCUCCUGCUGCUGCAGCUGCUGCUCAUCAGAUCUUUUCUGUGGUGAUGGUGCUGGUGGUGGUGCCUGUGGAGGCAUGAGGGCCGGGAAGGGCGCUGGGAACAAAGGGGGCCGGGCAGCCGCAUCCGGGCGUGGCACGCUGCGGACCUCGCCCAUAUCCUCGACCUCCUCCUGCGGAGAUGUUUCAGGUGAGAUGGGCGAGUAGGGGGGCAGGGGCGACGCCUCGGCAGCUGCUGCUCCUGGCGACGUGGGUAUGGCCGGGGGAGGUGUGGGUGGUGUGAAUGGUGGUGCGAUGGGGGGCAGCAAAGGAGACGGCGGCAGCUCGUCGGCUGACGGGGGCGUCACGGGGGCGAAGGACGAUGACAGCACCCAGGGAGCGUCGGGCGGAGGAUCCAACAGCUGACACACACACACACACACACAGACAUCCCACCCCAUCUCUCGUGUGUGAGGUGAUGCGAUGCAUACCUCCUUGCGCGUGAGGCCCAUCUGCCUGAGUCGUGUGGCCAGGAUGGGCGAGGGGGAGCGGGGCAGCCGGAUGUUGUAGGCAGACUGAUGAAUGAAUGAAUGAAUGAAUGAGACCAGAGCGGAGCCAAUAUUACAACGAAGACGCAUUGGCGUCUCGUGUCGUCUGUCUGAUAUCGUCUGCCUACGUACGUAUCUCUGCUGCAGGUGCUUGAUGCGUGUGGCAAUGUCCUCCAAAUCGACCACAGACGGGUCACCACUGCCCACAUACACACACACACACACACACGUCGCCCUAUGCUGCCCGUUCCUCCCUCCCUCCCUCCCUCCCUCCCUCAUCAUUCAGUGCUUUUUGCCUACGGUUUUUCCGUGCGGACUUGUUGCCUGAUUUGGUGCAGCGGCAUGAUGGGGCUGCUGCGCUGCUCCUCGUGCUCGGCGCAGUAGGUCAAGAAGGGCUCCAUCCCCACUCGCAGACGCUCCAGCCAACGACGGGCCUCGCGCGUCGAACAGAAACCUGAUGGAUGGAUGGAUGGAUGGGAGCAACGAGCCAAGGGGGAGGGGGCAAGGGGGAGGGCUGUGUGUGUGGUAUGUGUGUUGUGUGUUUACCGAGCAUGUGUGUGAAGUCUUGGAUGGGCACUGUGUAGAGCUUCUGGCCCUUCGUCUGCACACACACACAUACAGAUAUAGAUAGACGUGUGUGUCCGCGUGUGUGAGGUGGCAAGCGUACGCUUCGUCUAACGGCCGUAGCCGUUCUGAGCAGCUGCCGCAGCCUCAAUGCAUUGAGGCUCAUGUCCAUCAGACACGCCGUCAGGAAAUCAGCCUGCAUGCGUGUGUCAACACACACAGACACCCAAUGUGUUGGCCCCGGCCCAUCCAUCUCAUCCAUCUCAUGUGUGUGCGUGCCUGCCUUUUUCAUGAGUUUGAUGAACUUGAGUAGGUCGUUGGCGAAAUAGACCCGCAGCACAGCCAUGGCGAACUUCACCUUCGGGUGCGAGGAGAGGUCGCGUGGCACCUUUCUCAGGAUCCCGUUUGCCUCUGCAGACGUGGGCGCACAUUAGUGAAAGGCCUUCGUUGUGCGUAUGCUGCAUGUCGGACCGAGGAACUCGUUGAGUUUUCGUUUUCUGCUGCCCUGCAGGCUGGCCAGGAGGAUGUACGAGUGGAUUUCCGCCUCGUGGGGCGACUUGUACACUGAACGCAUAGAAUCACACUUGGUAGGUGCUGACACACACAUACAUGUGUAUACCGCUGAUGCUGUUGACGUGUUCCCAUUGGUCGGGGUGUUUGGCCACGGCCUCCAGCUGCCAUCGCACCGAUGAGUACGCCUGGUUCAGUCUGUGCACACGACAUAUCACACAACAUGCUCAUCUGUCUGUCUGUCUGUCUGUAUGGCCAGUGGGGUGGGAGCGCUGAGGUUGUGUGCCGUGCCUGUCUUUGCAGUUGUCCAUCAGUCCCACAUUGCCGUCGGGGGUGAAGCCAGACGCCUCGCUCUCACCGCACAGCUGACACACACACAUAAGCAUCGGUCGCGCUGUGUGUCUUGUUGUCGGCCGCCACACACCCACCAGCUGGUCGGCGAAUAUGAAGAAGCGAAAUGCGAUCUCACAGGUCUCGAUGUUGCUCUGCCCGCACAAGUGGAUGGCAUUUCAUGUGUGUGCUUCAACGUCUGACGCGCCCACUCUGUGUUUGUGUGCGUCCUGGACUUGCAGGUCCUGCAUGAGCGAUCGCAGCCGGUCCCGAAUGAAGUUGUACAAGCUGGUCAACCUACACAACAUCACACAUAUACACACACAUUGGUUUGUGGAUGGAUGGAGUGACGUGGGCUGUUGGCCCCUCUCUCUCUCUCUCUCUCUCUCACUCGAAGCAUUUGCGGCCGAAGGUGUCGUCAGGGUAGUUGUCCAGAUCGAUCACCUGACAUAGACACCACACAACGGUCAGACCAGGAGACGCCCCAUGUGUGUACUGAUGCACACAUACCUGCGUCAUGAGGUAGUCGACCGUCUUGCGGCACCAGGCCACAGUCGAUAUCUCCGUGCCGGCAAACUCGCGACCCGCAUACGACCUGCACACACGGCCGUGCACACACAUUUAUCACGCUACCCAUGACCGCUGCCUGCCUGUGUGGGAGAGCGCCUGACUGACCUGGAGAAGGGCUUGAUGGCAUGCCUCAAGUUAGGUCUGAAUUUGUUGCCGUCCUUGAUGACCGAUCGCGUAUUGGCGUCCCACUCGGCCUCCAACUCGUGCAGCGUCUGAGACGUCGAACGCUCACGCGCAUUCGUCUCGCUGACACACACACAUCCACACCACACACACAGAGUGAGAGUGGUUGUGUUGAUUGCUGCUGCCUAGGCUAGGCGUGUUGUGUCUGUCUGCUUACGAGCACAUGGCCGUCAGUUCGCCGAUCGUCCGCUCGCGUGUGAAACCGUUGCGGACAGACGUCGAGAAACUCCGCAGCAACGCCUCCUGAUACACACCCAAAGCAACGUACACACCGCCACCUAAAGAGCCACAACACGGGUGCCUGCCUCACCUUAGGUCUGGGUAGUUCUGCCUCGAGAGCGAUGUUGCCCAUGGUUUGCAGCUCAGCCAUGCUCAUGAGAGGGUUCGUCUGCGAAUGGUGCGGCCGGCCGCUCGACAAAGGCGUCUGAUGGAAACCAUCACCACACACACCACACAGAUAUCGCUCGGCUCUCUUCCUCUGGCGCCCUCUCUCUGGCGAAUGCAUCACCUUGAACAGGGCUAGUGAGGGUGAUGGCGAUACGUUGACGACAAUGGCGGGUGGCGAGGGCGGCUGGAAGGGUGUGCCGGCCGGCCGCUCAUCCGCCGCUGACACCGACUGGGUCGAACCAGCCACUAUCUCAUCAAGCGACGGCAUCGAACGAAGAUUCGCACCUGAUCAAUGACACAUGAUACAUACACACACACAGAGAGAGAGCAUGACCACCACCACCACACGCACCAAUGGCGGCAUCCCGCGGCCUCCCAUUUCUCUCACGUCUGGCCUGCGCGGGUCUUUCCGUCUCCCUCUGCCAUCCCUGCGCCUGCUGUCCAUCAUCUAUACUACCGAAAGAACUCACAGCUCCUUCUGAGCCACUACCACCACCACCAGCCGCAGAGGCAAAGGGGUUCAUCGGGGCACCGCCGCCAUCGCCUUCAUCCAUGCCUCGCGCGGCCUGGCUGGAGGAUAGCAGGGCGGCCACCCCGGCCAUCCUCUGCCGUCUGACGGCUGCGUGGCUCUUGGCAAAGGGCGCCACGCGACGGGAUGGCGGAUUGCUGCCUCUCCUGCGGAGAGAAACGCCGCCCGAACGGUCUAAAGGGAAACAUGACGCAACAGUGACAUCGUUUUCUGUAUCCCUGUAAGUUCUCCAUAUUACCUCUCUGCUGUGCGCUGGUGUUGCGCGUGAGCGACACGUUCUGGCUGCGCUGGAAGAAUUGGAAACUCAUUCCGUCGUCACGCAACGGAUGGCAUCACUCAUUCAUCCUAUCUAAGCAGGUACGGGACGCGCAGACGGGACGGAGUAAUU